UCACUUCCGUGUUGAGGCGAGACUUGUUGACUUCCUGCAUGCUUAAACACUACUUCCGCAUUAACAAACCAGCAUGGAUGGUUUCCAGCUUUUUAAAAAACUUGGAAUCGGAGCUAAAUUUGAUUUCAAGCGCUUUCAAAAUGAUGCUGAGCGUUUAAAAAUCAUUGCUCCAGUUCGUUCACAUGACAACAAAACAAAGUUAGCUGAGUCAACUAAAGAUGUAGAUAUAACUGCUUCUGAAUCAAGUUCAUCAAAGAAAAGAAAGUCAUCAAAGCCUAUAUAUGAAAAUGGAAAAACCAAGACGUGUAAAGAAGAAGAAAUAUCAAGUGUGGAUGACAAGAGUGAUGAAGAUAACAGAUCUACAGAUAACGAUACUGAAGUAGAAAACAAACAAACUGAGCUAUACCUUCUUGGAAAUAUUACUUCAUCAGGAGAUAUUACGCCAAAGAAAACAAAGGCAUUGAAAAAGAAGACCAAGAAGAAAAGGGUCACUAAACUUGCUGACUUAAAGCAGGAAGAGAUUAAUCAUCUGCGUAAUGUGAACAAGAUCCACACUUACGGUUCAGACAUCCCGAACCCAGUACACAGCUUCUGCCAGCUACAGACAGAAUAUGGUCUGCACCCAACUCUGAUGGAAAACAUCCGGUCAGUUGGUUAUACUGUGCCAACAUCCAUUCAGAUGCAAGCUAUUCCAGUCAUGUUACAUAGACGUGACUUGAUGGCGUGUGCUCCGACAGGUUCUGGUAAGACGGCUGCUUUCAUCCUCCCCAUCCUUCACCACCUGAAACAACCACACAGUCUCGGCUUCAGGGCUCUGGUUCUCGCGCCAACCAGGGAAUUAGCAAAGCAGACAACCAGAGAAUUCAAGCGACUGGCUGAGGGGCUAGGUUUUCGCAUUCACUUCAUUGAGAAAGUUAGCACAGCCAUUAAGAAGUUUGGCCCAAAAGCCAAAAAGAAAUUUGAUGUCCUGGUGACGACCCCAAAUAGACUGGUUUACUUACUCAAGCACAAUCCACCAAUCAUCAGUCUCAGCAGUGUUGAAUGGCUGGUAGUGGAUGAAUCAGAUAAACUGUUUGAAGAAGGAACGACCGGAUUUAGAGAUCAGUUAGCUGAAAUCUACAAAGCUUGUGAUUCAGGAAACAUCCGUCGAGCUAUGUUCAGUGCCACAUUCGCGUUUGAUGUGGAGGAAUGGUGCAAGUUGAAUCUCGAUAAUGUUAUUCAGGUGUAUGUUGGACCAAGGAAUUCUGCGACUGAGAAUGUUGAGCAAGAACUGCUGUUUGUGGGCACAGAGUCGGGCAAAUUGCUGGCAGUGAGAAACCUAAUUAAUAUCGCCAAUGUGAUGAAGGAGGCCGGGUGUCCCGUUCCAGACUACAUGCUGCAGAUGAAGCCACCUAACAAGAAGAUGAAGAAAUUGUUGUCUCGCAGUAACCGACCCCGUGACCGGAUCUCGACUGUUCCGCUUCCAGACCUCCAGAAACAAAACUGGAAAAAGAAACUCAUUAAAGAUGUAAAAAGGAAGCGAAAACUGUCACAUGGAGAAGGCAAAGCCAAAACAUCACAAAGUGCAAACAAAAAGUUUAAAACUUCAUCAAUCACCAGACAGAAUGACGGCAAGCCUGACAGGCAACAGACAGCCUUGAUAAAGAUGAAACACACAGAAACUCACAAGAACAAGGUCUCCAAGUUGUGAAAGUUCUUAUUCUUACAGACUAAAAGUAGGACAGAAAGAACUAGUAUGACAGUAAACUUGUAAAUAAAGGAAUUUUUACGAACUAUU
Gigantopelta aegis is the source of this 1777-nucleotide messenger RNA. RefSeq names its product probable ATP-dependent RNA helicase DDX52. Gene Ontology annotation, biological process: maturation of SSU-rRNA. The record is from RefSeq and is a predicted model, not a curated record. Gene Ontology annotation, cellular component: 90S preribosome. NCBI's taxonomy places the organism in Eukaryota, Metazoa, Mollusca, Gastropoda, Neomphalida, Peltospiridae. Gene Ontology annotation, molecular function: nucleic acid binding; ATP binding; RNA helicase activity. The transcript is spliced from 13 exons. The coding region runs from base 74 to 1690 and encodes 538 amino acids.